Messenger RNA from Hymenoscyphus albidus, 4214 nucleotides. NCBI's taxonomy places the organism in Eukaryota, Fungi, Ascomycota, Leotiomycetes, Helotiales, Helotiaceae. The record is from the annotation of a GenBank genome assembly.
GCCUAAAUAAUGGUAAGAUUGCUGCUUGAGUUGAUAUCCAAGAAUUGGCAAUGGGAAAGUGCCUCGGCGAUCCAGCAUUCAAGCCUGAGGCAGUGCAAGGGCAGAGAGGUUGGUGUGGUGGUUGCCAUAGGUGAUGGAGACACCAAAAUCUGACAGUUCCGGUGCUGCCAUCAACCUUGCGAGGUGUUUGCGCCUCAUUGUUUAUGCAUGUGUACCUUUGUACCCGUACAUGUACCUGUACCUGUACUCGAUUUCUUCGCAAUUUUCCAAACCACGAUCACUACCAGGAUAAUAUUGACAAUUGAAUUUGCAAUCACACCCAAAAUCAGUACUCUCGCUUUCUUGAGAAAUUGUAUCUUUCCCAUACGCGCGACAAUCGCUUCUACAUCGCUUCAUCCUCGGAUUGGAUACGCAGGAGGACAACCUGGAAAACAACAACACCCAAUGCAAUAGCGCAUCUUCUGGCGCAAAACAACAGAAGACAGCUAAACCAUCAGAAUGACCAAUUUCUCGAGGCCACCAAUGUACGAACCGCCAUCUUAUGGCGAUGCGAACGAUGCUGGUCAAGCUUCAGAUGGGUCGCAAAUCCGACUGUUGACCUCGGAUGACGAAUCUUAUAGUCGACCGUAUGUACCAAAGCCGCUCGCAACGUAUGCAAAGAAGCCUUUGGGGCCCAAAAAGUUUCCGGUCUCAACUGCUUCACCCCUCAAUUCUCUCAAUUCUCUCAAGUCACAAGAAAAAGCUCGCCCAGCCGGCAAGCUGCAGAUGCAGAUGCAACCACCGACAAUUGAACUCCCUUACAUUCCGCCUGGGCCGUCCCGCAGAAAAUCGCUGAGAAGCCCAGUCAAAUCUCCUCUGAGCAAAUUGGAAAAUCAGUUGAGAAACGAAUCUAGCUUACACAAUUCUAGUGCCUAUAGAUCCCACAGAUCCUACCAACCUUCAGUAUCUAGUUCCCCCUCGCGAUCCAACUCCAUUAUCGACUCAGCACCCCCUCUGGCCCCUAGCGAAGCAUCAUAUAGACCAUAUUCUUCAAACGGAAGGAGGUCGCCCACUCGAUCAUGGAGCCCAUCUAGAGCGUCAAACGAGUUCACGCGACCACCACCCGUAAAUCUGCAGUACGAGCCCCCAGAUAUUGACGGAAGUCCAAGACCUGGUACACCCUCUUCUCGUUACGGAGGAAGCCCGAGACGACCUUUACCUCCUGCGCCACUCUUUGCUGGGCCAGGCGCGCCCUCGAGAGCCUCGACCUUUGCGGACGAUGCGACAAUUUCAAUUCCUCUGGAAAGCGACGUUGCUGAUGGAGAUGAUGUAUUUGGACCUUCCAGCCCUCUCAAAUCGAGACAUGGAGCAGACACAAGACAAUCAUAUAUGUCGCAUGAAACCUUGGCGGACCAGACGAGUGCGCAGGAUGAUUAUUAUUAUGAACAUUAUGGACCAGCCCCCGAUGGGAAGCAGGAGCGUAGAGGAGCACGACAAGCACAGAUGGCCAAAAAGGAAGUUCGCCUGAUCAACGGAGAGCUCAUUCUGGAAUGUAAGAUUCCAACGAUCCUAUACAGUUUUCUUCCUCGAAGGGACGAAAUAGAGUUUACACAUAUGCGAUACACCGCCGUCACUUGCGAUCCGGACGAUUUCGUAGAUAAAGGAUACAAAUUGAGACAGAAUAUCGGGUCCACGGCACGAGAGACCGAAUUAUUCAUCUGCAUUACUAUGUAUAACGAGAACGAAAUUGAUUUCACGAGAACUAUGCACGCCGUGAUGAAGAACAUAUCUCAUUUCUGUGGUCGUUCAAAGUCAAGGACUUGGGGUGAAAACGGGUGGCAAAAGAUUGUGGUUUGCAUCGUUUCUGAUGGUCGACAAAAAGUUCAUCCACGAACACUUGAUGCACUUGCUGCCAUGGGUGUCUAUCAAGAUGGAAUCGCCAAAAACUUGGUAAACGGGAAGGAGGUCCAAGCCCACGUUUACGAGUACACAACACAAGUUUCCCUGGACUCAGAUCUGAAGUUCAAGGGGGCGGAGAAAGGAAUUGUUCCUGUGCAAAUGAUCUUUUGUCUGAAAGAGAAGAACGCUAAGAAGCUGAACUCGCACAGAUGGUUCUUCAACGCCUUUGGUAGAGCACUCAUACCGAAUAUUUGCAUCCUUCUAGACGUUGGUACCAAGCCUGGAGGAAAUUCUUUAUAUCAUCUAUGGAAAGCCUUCGAUACAGAUUCAAAUGUUGCCGGUGCUUGCGGUGAAAUCAAAGCCAUGAAAGGGAGAUGGGGCACGCAUCUUUUCAAUCCUCUCGUUGCAUCACAAAAUUUCGAGUACAAAAUGUCAAAUAUUCUGGACAAACCACUGGAAAGUGUAUUUGGUUAUAUUACGGUGCUUCCAGGUGCGCUGAGUGCGUAUCGUUACCAUGCCUUACAAAACGAUGCCACGGGUCAUGGUCCGCUAAGUCAGUAUUUCAAAGGAGAAACUUUGCAUGGUCAAAAUGCGGAUGUUUUUACUGCCAACAUGUACUUGGCCGAAGAUCGUAUUUUGUGCUGGGAAUUGGUUGCCAAAAGAGAUGAGAAAUGGGUCCUGAAAUACGUGAAAAGUUGUACUGGAGAAACGGAUGUUCCUGGUAAGUCAAACACACCAACACACCAACACCCAAAACAGCGACUAACUGGUCAUUUAGAUACCGUCCCCGAAUUCAUUUCCCAGCGAAGGAGAUGGUUGAACGGUGCUUUCUUCGCAGCUGUCUACUCUCUUGUUCAUUUCCGGCAAGUAUGGAAGACUGACCACACUGUUGGUAGAAAGAUUCUGCUUCACAUUGAAUUUGUUUAUCAGUUCAUUAGUCUUCUAUUCACGUACUUCUCCCUGGCAAACUUUUAUCUCACCUUCUAUUUCGUCGCUGGUUCCCUCUCGGAUCCGGCCAUCGAUCCCUUUGGACACCGAAUUGGCUUGGUAUUUUUCACGAUUCUUCGAUAUACCUGCGUCUUGCUCAUCUGCACACAAUUUAUUCUCUCCAUGGGUAACAGACCCCAGGGUGCGAAGCGUUUAUACUUCACGUCUAUGGUUCUAUACUCAAUCAUUAUGGCAUACAAUACAUUUGCUGCCUUCUACAUUGUCAUUCGCCAGCUGCUGAAAACAGAUGCAGAUAUUCGUAUUGGAAGGAACGUCUUCACCAACCUGAUAGUAUCAACAGCUUCGACAAUCGGACUGUACUUUCUCAUGUCAUUCCUGUAUCUUGACCCAUGGCACAUGAUUACUUCCUCUAUACAAUACUUUUUGCUGCUCCCAUCCUACAUCUGUACCCUCCAAGUAUAUGCGUUCUGCAACACACACGAUAUAUCUUGGGGUACCAAAGGAGACAACAUUAUCCAGACUGAUCUUGGUUCCGCCAAUGGUCACGGCAAAGGAGGCACCGUUGAGCUUGAAAUGCCAAGUGAACAACUCGAUAUCGAUUCCGGCUACGAUGAAGCUCUUCGCAAUCUUCGGGAUCGUAUUGAAGUCCCCGUCCAAGGUGUGAGCGAGGGUCAACAACAAGAAGAUUACUAUCGUAGUGUGCGUACAUACAUGGUGUUAUGUUGGAUGAUUGCGAAUGCUCUUCUUGCGAUGAGUGUAACUCAGGCUUAUUCUGGCACGGAUGUUGGAGACAAUAUUUAUCUGAGUUUUAUCCUCUGGAGUGUCGCGGUCCUGGCACUCUUCCGUGCUUUAGGAUCUGGAACCUUUGGUAUCAUCAACGCGAUUGAGGCCGUUGUCGAGGGCAGAGUCAGAAUGAGAAUGAAGGUUCCUAAGUGGAUGGGUGGCGUGGGAGAGCGUAUCGUGGGUCGUUUGGGAGGCUGGAAGGAUAGUGUUAGUAGUUUUGGAAGUUCUAUUAAGGCUUGAGAUCUCCCAGACUGAUGUUGGGAUUUCGAGGCGCAUUUUAAUGACCUCUGUCGAGAAGAGGCAAUUCAAGAUUCUUGGGUUUCGAAAGUAGGGUUGGCGUUUUGUGUGUGGAAUGGCAGGGAAAUGAACUGAGGGAACGGAAGGAUGAUGGAUAUGGCUUAUGGAGGAAUGUAUGGGCUAUGCUCCCGGCUAUGAAGCCAUGUUCAGGUUCGGAUUGGUAAAUUGGGAAAUGUAGUGUGGAGUCAAUGCUUGGAACUUUGUGUGUCAGUUUGGUUCUGAUCAGUUAUAGUUAAUACUCAUUUGCGACGAAUUGGGGGAAUUUGUAGGAUAUACCGUAGAUGAAAGAACAUGACCAGUCUGUUUAU